Messenger RNA from Penaeus vannamei (Pacific white shrimp), 4292 nucleotides. The record is from RefSeq and is a predicted model, not a curated record. Lineage: Eukaryota; Metazoa; Arthropoda; Malacostraca; Decapoda; Penaeidae.
CUUGACUCAGAGAAGAACAAGCAGGACGUAGAGAAGUUCACGAGUGAGAACGAACGGUUACGGGAACGUUAUGACGUGAGCCAGGUAGAACUACAGAAAGCGAAGCUCCUGAAUGAGAAAUUGUCUGAAGAACUGGAUGGUAUGAAGUCAGAGCUCGACAGAACACAGUCCAGAGUAGGGAAGUACACAAGCAGCCAGGAGAAGUACGAAGGGGAACUUGAACGAGCGAACAUCGAAGUGGAGAAGAUGAAAGACAAAUAUGAAAGAGCUCAGAUCGAAUGUACAAAAUCACAACAAAAGGUGGAGAAACUGGAGAGCGAGAACGAGAGGCUCAAGAGCGACCUUCAGAUGAGCCAGAAUCAACUCGAGCGUUUCCUCACGGCCCAAGACAGGAACAAGACCGAGGUGGAAAAGACCUCCAUAGAGAUCGAGAAAUUAAAAGACAAAUUAGACCGUGCUCAGGCUGACUUCACUCGUGCUCAGGCUGGAAGGGAAAAGGCUGAGCUGGAAGUCCAACGACUGACGCAUGAGAUGGAGAGAUCGCAACAGCACAUGUCUAAAUACCAAGAGAGCAAUGAAUCAGCCAAAAUUGAGUUCGAGAGAAUGUCUGUCGAACUCGAGAAGUUACACGAACGAUUAGAAAAGUCUCAGACAGAACUCAGAAGAGCAAAUGACACCAAAGAAAAAUUAGAAAUGGAGAACAAGAAAUUCAAGAGAGAUUUAGACGAGGCAAAGGGCAUGGUGAAUAAGGCCUCGGACUAUCAGCAAAGGUCCAACACAGAUCUCGAAAAGUGUAAAGAAGAGAUCAUACGUCUGAACAAGGAACUAGAGAGAGCUAAAGAUGACCUCAGUAAGGUCGGAACAGAAAAGGAGAGACUGAAUACGACACAAGAGAAACGCGAGAAGAUGAUCGGCAGACUCGAGACGGACCUCAAGCAGUUACAGACUGAGAGAGACCAGCUUGUGAAACAGCUAGAGAAGUCCCAAGACAUGCUCCUGAACUUCCAGCAGGAGCUGAAGCAGUCAGAAUCAGACUUACAAAAGUUCAAGGACGAGAAUAAGCGAAUCAAAUCAGAGCUGAGCAACACCACGAAAGAGAUGGAACAAGGGGCCAAAGAAAUGUUGGAAGGCAGAGAAAAGGAAAUCCAGAGGCUGCAAGGGCAACUCUCAGCCAAAGAAAAGGAGUUCAAUGCCUUGCGAGCCGAGGCGGAAAAGGAGGUGCAGCGACUUCAGCAGGAGGUCCAAAAGGCUCAGCAGGUGGCACAGGCGGCUCAGAAGGAGGCAGGGUUAAUCCAGAAGGAGGCUGAGAAGGAGCUCAAGAACUUGAUCAUUCAGUUGCAAGGCAAAGAGAAGGAGCUGGGAGUCAUGCGCAGCGAGGCAGAGAAAGGAAGACUGCGGGCUGAAAAGGCAGAGCGAGAUGUUGGAGAGCUGAAAAAACAGGUAGAGGAUCAUGCUGUAAAGGGAGAGGGCGAGACAGCCAAACUUCAGCAAAAUAUCUCCUCAGAGAAACAGAGAGCAGAUCAGGCAGAGCGCGCUGUGCAGGAAAUGCAGAAGCAAAUGCAGACCAUGGCUCAAGACAACCAAAAAAUAAAUCAGCAAGUGCAACAGCUGAAUCAACAAAAUCAGGACCUUAACAAACAGAUUGCAGACACAAACAAACAAAAUCAACAAUUACAGCAACAAAAUCAAACACUACAAAAACAAGCACAACAAGCACAACAGCAGAUUCAGGAACAGACCCAGAAAAUACAACACUUACUCCAACAAACACACGAACAGCAGCAGAUCAUACAGAACCAAAGCAACAACCCGAAAGACAGCCAGGAGAUACAGAGGUUGAAGGCAGACCUGAACAAAGCCAAUACUGAGUUGAAGAAUUCAGCUGUUGAAAAGCAAAGGCUUCAGAGUCAGCUCGAGUUGCUGGUGACAGAGCUGGAGAGAAAGCAGCUCGACUUGCACGAAGCCAACCAGAAGCUUCAAAACGGUGGACGGCCCAGCGAAGAUUCUCAGAUGAUUAAGCGGCAACUAGAUGAUCAGAUGAAGGCUGUGGAACAAAAGGUACGAACACUGGAACAAAGGAACAAACAGUUGGACGAAAAAGAAAAGACACUCUUAGACCUUGAUGCGCGACUGAAUAAGAAGAAGGAACAGAUUGAUAAUAUGGAACAACAACUUGCAAAGGCCCAUGCAGCAGAUGGCGCACCACCUUCAGAAGCCAACAAGCAACUUGCAGAAAUGAGAAAAGCACUUGGUGAGAAGGAAAAAGAAAUUGACGCACUUAGUAAGGCACGAGCAAAGGCAGAAGCAGAUGUUCGUGCAGCACAGGGUGAGGCAGAGAGACUACUCCAGGUGAUGCAGAUGGGUCAGGAAGAACAGUUUGCUAAGGACAAGACGAUCAUGGAGCUCCAAGAUGCCCUGAAAGCAGCAGGUGGCAGCCCACAUCCUGCAGCUAUUGGAGGAGGAGGUCCUGUGCCUGGUCCAGGUGGACCCCCUAAGAAGCCAGCUGCAACACCAACCGCUCAGGGCACUCCAGUCAAAAUGGAUGGCAUACCAGCAGCAUUAGGCCCUCAGACUGCAGGACAAAUGGCAGCGCAGGCAGCAGAAAAGGCAACUGCAGCAACAGAAGCUGCAAAGGCUACUUUAGAACAAGCAAAGAAUGUUGCUCAGCCUUGUGAAGAUUCAUCAAGGUCAGAUCAACAGGAGAUAGACCUGCUUGAGAUGGAGGGCCGGCAGAGGGAAUACAGACUCCAGCUCGAUCAGAUGGACGUGGAUAUCAAGCUCAAAGAUUCCCUCAUCAAUAACCUGAGUGAUGAGAACAAGAGGCAGAGAGACAGGAUCCAAGAGAUGGAGGAAGAGAUCCAUUCCCUGGAAGAGGAACUGAAGAAGAAUGAAAAGAUUGAAGAAUUGGAGCAGCUCGUUGUGGUGGUGAAGCAGAAGAAUGAGAGGAUUGAGGAGCUGGAGGAAGCACUGAGGCAGAGUGUGAGGAUUGCUACCGAUAUGGAGAUGGAGAAACGAGAUGAAGAAGACAGAAGGAAAGAGAUUACAGAAAAGUUAAGUAAGCUUGAGGUCCGAUUGGCAAGUGCCCAGAAUGCUCAAAAUCUCCGGUGUACUUCGUGCCGUCCACUGAGGCAACGGUUAUCGCAGUUGGAGGCCAGAUACAAUAACCUAGUCAGUGAACGUCGACACCACCUCCAGGAAUUAUUUGAUAUGAAGCAUGAAGCUUUGACGUCUGCUCUCAGUGAGAAAGAUGCUCAUCUUGCACUCUUGGAAGUGGGAGGAGUGCGAUGCUCCAGGACAGCCCAGGAGAUCGAUAGCCUCAAAAAGGAGCGCGGCAAAUUACUUGAAGCCAUUAAACAUCAAGGCGAGGACCGCGUGCGUCUCAGUCAGGAAUACGCAGCCACAGACAUCAAGUUGGACGCCACGCCCCCCGAUACCCCGCCUCCCUUGCAGGAGAGCACGGAGGAGGCGCCCCCGGACGGCUCAGCGGCGCGAACGCACCUCUGAAAUGAAAGGACACUGAAAUCUUCAAUCAAAUCAGCUGCUACCAUGACGUCUGCAACAGGUUGUGCAACAUCUGCUGGAUGAAAUAACUAGAAAGUCCUCGUGAAUCUUGGGGAUUCUUUGCUAUCUCUGUAUUAGAUUUUAAGCAAUAUUCUUCUCAUAAUUAAUGCACAUGGUUAUUUGGUUUAGGCAGAAUCAGGUUGUAUGAACAAGGUUGUAGAGACAUAGAAAAAAAGAAAUGGUUGUUAACUAAGCAUAAAACCACGUUCUCUGUCAUUAUUCAGAAUGUAUAUAUAGAUCCAUUUAUGAAACUUUAAAGAUGAGUAUCUGUAGAAAAAAUAUAAUUUACAUGUCAUAGGAAAAAAAAGAAAGUCUAUACAGAAGUCUCAUCAAAAUAUACUUAGAUCAGUAGGUAAUCCUGCUCCUCAUGUUCAGUAUUAGGCCAGUCACCAAGCAGGUCUGUUAACUGAUAAUAGUUUUUACUUAUUGUGUCCAUUGUGAGUGGCAGGACUUCCAGUAAUACCAUAGUGUAGCAUAUAUAUUAUAGAAAACAGACUAUUUUGCUACCUGGCUGUGUUAUGAUGUAUAUUGAUAUGACGAGGUUCUGGUUUUUAUGAGUUUACGUAUGUCUCUGUACAUGAGUUUUAAGACGUCACAUUUUGUGCUGAAAUGAGGGACGUUUAUUUCCACUUCUCCAAUAACUGUGGAAUCUCCAGACAUGUGACAUGCAGAUGGCAUUGUUGUGAUGAACUGCAUACUGUGAACAAAGAUGACAAAGGAGGAAUGUUGUU